Molecule: messenger RNA, 1083 nt
Organism: Thyridium curvatum
Lineage: Eukaryota; Fungi; Ascomycota; Sordariomycetes; Thyridiales; Thyridiaceae
Exons: 4
Coding region: 1-1083 (360 amino acids)
Molecular function (GO): oxidoreductase activity; zinc ion binding
Source: RefSeq, a predicted model, not a curated record
AUGUCCACCGAAAUUCCUAAGCAGGGAUGGGCAGGUGUUGUUGUAAACGAGGGUCCGGACUUCAGUGUCGAGGUCCAGAAGCUGGAUGUGCCAGAGCCAAAGGAUGACGAGCUUCUGGUCAAGCUCAACGUGACUGGUCUCUGCAUGUCCGAUGUCCACUUCAUGGUCAACGACUGGGAUACUCCCAAAAUGUCAGAAAUGGGGGUGAAGUGUGCCGGCCACGAGGGCGCUGGCAUUGUCGUCAAGGUCGGCGCACGAUGCCAGGAUUCGUGGAAGGUUGGCGACCGCGUCGGCAUCAAGCCGCUGCUUGAUGUCUGUCACAACUGCGAGCAAUGCUGGAACAACAAGGAGAACUACUGCGCCAAGGCCAACUAUACCGGCCUCCACUCGCCUGGCACGUACCAGGAGUACAUGGUGACCCCGGCUAUCUAUACGAGUCGAAUCCCAGACGGCGUGCCUGACGAGGUCGCGGGCCCGAUCAUGUGCUCUGCGUCGACGAUGCACCGUGCGCUCAUCGACUCGGGCUUGAAGCCGAGUAACUGGGUGGUGUUCCCUGGGGGUGGUGGCGGUGUCGGCAUCCAGGGCAUUCAACUGGCAAAGGCUAUGGGAAUGCGUCCCAUUGCGAUUGAUGGCGGAGAGGUCAAGAGGAAGUUGUGCCUGGAGAUGGGUGCCGAGGCGUUUGUUGACUUUACGCAAACGGCUGAUGUUGCUGCCGAGGUCGUCAAAAUCGCUGAUGGCGUUGGCGCCCAUGGUGUAUUAGUCACAGCCUAUCAGGCUUACAAAGACUCGAUCAAGUUUGUGGGCAACAGGAUUGGCGCGAAGAUCAUGUGCAUUGCUCUUCCUCCAUCGGGGGUCGUCCAGGUCGCCGGCGAACCGAGUAUAUUCGUGUUUAAGAACCUGCAUGUUAUCGGGACACUUGUCGGCACGAUGCAAGACACAGCUGCUUGUCUGGAAUACGCCAGGCGGGGACUGCUGAAAGGAGUCUGCGAAGUGCGAGGCAGAUCGAGGUGGGCCGAGAGCGUUCAGGAGCUGAGGAGGGGUCAGGUCGCCGGGCGAAUCGUGAUAGACUUCAACAAGGAUUAG